Molecule: messenger RNA, 3460 nt
Organism: Bombus pyrosoma
Lineage: Eukaryota; Metazoa; Arthropoda; Insecta; Hymenoptera; Apidae
Exons: 4
Coding region: 1-513 (170 amino acids)
Source: RefSeq, a predicted model, not a curated record
AUGGGGAACAAUGUAUCUGGAGAUCUUCAUGAUAACAAAAAUUAUCCUCGCUUCUGCGACAACGAGGACACUAUGACGUUUAAAUCCUUGAUGAACUUUGGAGGCUACAAGGAUUCUUAUUAUCCUAACGUUGAUAGGUACCACAGUGGCCCUGCUGGUGGCUACCAUCACAGCGGAUCUGGAGGAUACCAUCACAGCGAAUCUGGAGGAUACCAUCAUAGUUCACGAGGUGGUAAAGGUAAAGGAGGCGACAAGGGAGCUGCACUUAGUGCUCUAACGUUGCUUGCUUUUCUCUUCUUACUGAACAUCAUGCAGCAAUCGAUGCAGGACCAGAAUCCCAUAAUAACGACCACAGCGGCAACGAUUGUUCUGCGUGACAACGAUCAGCCAGUGGUGGUGGACGCGAAGGAGGAAAAGGAGAAUACUAAGAGGGAGGAGGCGAAGCCCGCCGGUAGUUACAGGACGCCAGCAAAAUCCAAAAUCCAAAGGCUUAACAGUCAAUAUAUUAAAUGAAAUCAGAUUAGUACACAAUGAUUCAGUACAGAGUUAGUUGAAAGUAGAUGAAUUAAAAUGAAGAACUUUGCACCGAGACCAGAAUCGCAAGCUGUUCUCGUACACGUUUAACAAUGUCAUCCUUAAAAGAUCGCCAGCAUUGAAAUCGUAUUAAGAUAAUAUUUAUUGAAUUCAUUCUGUAACAAUUCCAUAAACAGACGUGCUUCGAAAUAUCGUAUAAGUAGCAUCAUACGUUAUUCUCAUAAUUCACACUCCGCCAUUAUUUUUCCUCUUUUCCCUCUUCGUCUUUCGUAAUUCCAAUUUUCCUUCUCUUUCUAUAUAUACAUAUAUAUAUAUAUACAUAUUUAUUUAUUUAUUUAUUUAUAUCUUGUUCGUAAUGUAAUUCUUUCAUUCGUGUGUGUAUAUAUAUAUAUAUGUAUAUAAUAAUAGCCGUAUAAUUUCCUUGAGGAUAAACAUACAUAUAUACAGCGAAAAAUGUCCAUCUCUUUCUUUCGUUCUUUUCUUCUCUUUUCUUUUUCUUUCUUUUUUUCGUUCAUCCUCGAAAUUUCUUAUAAUCGUUUUACGCGCGAACGAAUUUGCGGAUACGAACACGUUACUUCCGGUAAGUCGACGCGGAACUCAGUCGAAAGUUAUUAUAUUUAUAAGAAUAGACUCUAUAGGAAUAAAUAAUUUGCUGUUUCUCAGAAAAUAACAGGCUUAGAGCCGUCCGCGACGAAGCUUCUUGCUUUUAUCUUCUUUCCUACGGAUUUCUUUUUUGUCUUUUACGCCACUUUUCUCAUAUUUUUUUCUCUUUCUCCCUCGUUUCGUUUCGUUUCUCUUCCCUUUUUCUUUUCUUCUUUCCAUCUCUUUUUUCCCCUCGCGCCUAAAGAAAAAGAUUCUUAUUACAGUUAACAUCGAGCGGAGUUGUUUCUUCAAUUUCCCUAUUACUUUAAUUAACAACGCGAGUCGAUCGUUUCCCAUUGUCGGAUCUAUAAAUAUUUAUUUCCUCGGUCUGUUUCUCGAAUAUUCCUUGCUCUUCUCUUCGUCACCUGGACGCUCCUUUCACCGCGAUACAACGAUGAUGACCGCUUUGCGUGCAACUUCCGGUUCCUCAACCAGACGACUCGACCAGCGACGAGCUCUGAACAACCCACCAGAGGAUCUUCGAGAUCGAAUCAGAAGCGAUUCAACCCAGAUACGCCUAAUUUUCUGUAGAAUAAUUGCAAGAUCACCGUGUUACUUUUUUUCUUUGAAUAGUUUGAAUAAAAGCGAACGUACAAUAAUUUGUUAUUAACUGUUGAAAGCUGUUAUGGGUUAAACUCCAUCUUAUGCGAAUUUUGUCUGAAGAGUAUCGUCUCUUGAUUGUACCACUCUAAUCUUAUUCGUAACCAACGCGAGAAUAACAUUUUUAUUUUUAUCUUUCAUUUUCAAUAUCGACAAAUACCAAAAGAUUGACUUGCACUCUUUUUCGAUUCGAUUGGCUUCUAAACUAAAAAGAACAUCGUUUCAUCUGUGGUAUAGUAUUAACAUGAAUUUUUUUAAUGUUAACUUAACGACCAAUAACGUACUAAUAUAUGGUGAUAAAUUAAUAAAAAACGUUAACGUAACAACUUCACUAAAUGGCGGAAGCGAAGGGGAAAUUCAGACAUAUCUGCGUCAACGAAUAAUAGUAAUAGCAGAUGAUAAUAAUAAAAUCCUCUGAGAUUACUACGAGGCCUACGAACACGUUCGAGUCAAACUUUUAAGCGACAUUAGAAGAUUUUUUCAGAGAAAAAAGAUGGGGCGAAAGAAGCUCGUCGCCGUGUCGAACGAUCUCGCAUCGAGAACCAUUUGCCUUGGAUUAACAUUGCAAAACCCGUGUAUUCCCAUCUAUUGUUAACAUUCCUGAACAUUCGCGAUAUUUUUUAACAAAUAGUUCCUUCCUUUCCUUCUUUUCUCGUCUUUUUCAUAGAUUUCUCGCCUCGUGGACGAUUCCUUGGCCACGGAAUUCCACAACUUCCGGUACACGCUGCUGCCUCCAGUCUCGCAACUUCCUGACGGCGAGAGAGCAUUCUACAGUCUAGUGUCUAGAGGAACGCGAUGUUUGAAAUGAUUGAGCCACCCGUCAAAACACAAACACCAUUUUUAUUCUCUUUCUCCGUCCGGUUGCUUCCCUUCUUUCUUAUCGCUUCCUUUUUCUCUCACACUCACUCUCUUCUUUUCUCAUUUUCUUCAUUUCUCCUUAAUUUCUCUCCUCUCUUGUCUCUCUUUCUCUCCCACUCUCUCAUACCACGAUUCUCUGCAGCAUGCGCCCUCCGAUUCUUUUUUAUUUACACAACAUAUUUUUUUUUCUUUAGAAACAUCGAAAUAUCUCGGUAGACGUCCGCUAGUCGUCAAGUAGCUUAAAAAGUAACCGUGUAACGACGUGUAUUGCUAAGGGAGGCUGGAGGGGUGGUUGUAAUCGGGCUGCAACGCCCCAGUGAGUCUUAGGAGUUUCCCUCGAGGCUCCUCUACACGUUCCAACACGUCGCGACGCGCGUUUUAAGUUCUUCAUGCGAUUUAGCUUUCGCGACUCGUGUUACAGGCCAUGUAUUUCGAUUAUGGAAGCAAUUUGUAUCGAUGCAGGAGUCAGAAUUGCGACUUGGUCGGUGGGCAAGGUCCGAUCGGACGCAGCUUUCGACAUAUCGCGGAGGGUGGCAACGAUACCGAACGUAAUUUACGGUAGACUCUGAUCGUUGUAUUUUGUUUCUCGAUGCUCGACCGAACCUUAUCCGACAGACGUUGAAAAGCAGAAUCACGUAGACGCGAAUAAUCUCUACGAUCGUUCGGUUCGUUCGUUGCUAGUUGCUUCGAUAACGGGGAAUUAGAAAAUCCGUCGCUCUCGAUUAACCGUGUUUCUGGCCAUUUCUUUUUAGUCUUCGAUUUUGUAUUCUUCGCGAUCAACCUCCUAGUACCGACAACGACGCUGGAAUUGCGAAAUGCUGGGACA